Molecule: messenger RNA, 953 nt
Organism: Pogonomyrmex barbatus (red harvester ant)
Lineage: Eukaryota; Metazoa; Arthropoda; Insecta; Hymenoptera; Formicidae
Product: cytochrome P450 6k1-like
Source: RefSeq, a predicted model, not a curated record
AUGGCGCUUAUAACGAACCACUGGAGUCUGGAUGGCAUAAUAACUUUAAUAAUCCUCAUAAUAAUUGUCUACUUUUAUAUGACUCGCAAUUUUAAAUAUUGGCAAAAGCGAGGCGUUUUAGAAAUAACCCCGAUACCUUUUAUGGGCAACUUCACGGAAUGUUUAAUUUUAAAGAAAUCUCCGGGAUAUUUUCUGAAGAACAUUUAUGACCAAGCGAAGGGACAUCCUUAUAUAGGUUUCUAUAUUUUCGACAAACCUUUCUUGCUACUUCGCGAUCAUGAACUCAUCAAAAAUAUCUUGAUGAAAGAUUUUAAUACUUUCUUUGAUCGAUAUGCCUCAGCCGAUCCGAGUGAUCGUAUCGGUUACGCCACUCUCUUCUCCAUAAAAAAUCCAGCUUGGAAAAUUAUAAGAAUGAAAUUGACGCCAUUCUUUACAUCCGGAAAAUUGAAGAAAAUGUUUGGCUUAAUGCUAGAAUGCACGAAGAAUUUGGAAGAUUAUCUCGACUCACUGAAAUUGAAAGGUGAAGGUAAGGUAAUAGACGUGAAGGAUUUAAGUGCCAAAUUAACCAUGAAUGUGAUCAAUAGCACUGCUUAUGGGCUUGACACUAACCCGUUCAAGGAUCCGAAUUUCUAUAAAUACGGCAGAAUGAUUUUUAAUAAUAGUUAUAUCCGUAGCUGGGAAAUACUCGCGCUAUUCUUCCUUCCAAAUGUAGUUCGUAGGACUCGUUUUAAAUUGUUCGGUAAAGAAACCACAAUCUUUCUGCGCAAAAUCUUUUGGGAGACGAUCACUAAGCGCAUGGAAUCUGACACAAAAAGAAACGAUCUCAUCGAUAUUCUGGUAGAACUCAAGAAAAAUAGUAGUAAUGAAGAUAUUGAAGGCUUCAGUAAGCAAAAUAGCUAUAAAUGACCAUUCGACAUAAACACAUACUUAAGAUUGAUUCACUGCAAUCAUCU